AUGGGAGCGGCCGGCAGGUGGGACCUCUCCUUCAAGGCUGUUCUGACUAUCAGCUGGCUGGUCCUGGUCCGUUUCCCCACAGCCACAGCAGUUGCCGAGUGUCCUGACCAGAGCCCAGAGCUGCAGCCCUGGAACCCUGGCCACGAUGAGGCCCACCAGGUGCACAUUGGCCAGGGCAAGAUGUUGCUUCUCACCUCCUCAGCCACUGUCCACUCCAUCCACAUCACAGAAGGAGGCAAACUAGUCAUUAAAGACCACGAGGAGCCCAUUGUGCUGAGGACCCGGCACAUCCUGAUUGACAACGGCGGAGAGCUGCAUGCUGGGAGUGCCCUCUGCCCUUUCCAAGGCAACUUCAGCAUCAUCUUGUAUGGCAGGGCUGAUGAAGGCAUUGAGCCCGACCCUUACUUUGGCCUGAAGUACCUUGGCGUCGACAGGGGAGGCACCCUCGAGUUGCAUGGACAGAAGAAGCUCUCCUGGACGUUCCUGAACAAGACCCUCCACCCAGGGGGCAUGCAAGAGGGAGGCUAUUUUUUCGAAAGGAGCUGGGGCCACCGUGGAGUCAUUGUGCAUGUCAUCGACCCCAAAUCAGCCACUGUUGUUCAUUCAGACCGGUUUGACACCUACACAUCCAAGAAGGAAAGCGAGCGUCUGGCUCAGUAUCUGAACGCGGUGCCCGAUGGCCAGAUCCUUUCCGUCGCAGUGAAUGACGAAGGUUCCCGAAACUUGGAUGACAUGGCCCGAAAGGCAAUGACCAAACUGGGCAGCAAGCACUUCUUGCACCUUGGAUUCAGGCAUCCUUGGAGUUUUCUCACUGUGAAGGGGAAUCCUGCUGCCUCCGUGGAAGACCACAUUGAAUAUCAUGGCCACCGAGGUUCCGCUGCCGCCCGCGUCUCCAAACUAUUCCAGACGGAGCACGGCGAGCCUUUCAAUGUGUCUUCCUCCAGCGAGUGGGUUCAAGAUGUGGAGUGGACAGAAUGGUUCGAGCAUGAUAAAGUGACACAGAACAGAGGCGGAGAGAAAAUCUCAGAGCUUUGGGCGGCUCACCCAGGGAAGAUCUGCAAUCGCCCCAUCGAUAUCCAGGCCACGACGUUGGAUGGGGUGAGCCUCAGCCCUGAGGUUGUUUACAAGAAAGGCCAGGAUUACAGGUUCGCGUGCUACGACCACGGCCGGGCCUGCCAGGGCUACCGCGUGCGAUUCCUCUGUGGGAAACCUGUGCGGCCCAAGCUCACGGUCAUCAUCGACACCAACGUGAACAGUACCAUCCUAAAUCUGGUGGACAACGUGGAGUCGUGGAAGCCCGGAGACACCCUGGUGGUUGCCAGUACUGAUUAUUCCAUGUACCAGGCUGAGGAGUUCCAGGUGCUUCCGUGCAGGGCCUGUACCUCCACACAGGUCCGAGUGGCAGGGAAACCCAAGUACCUGCAUACCGGGGAGGAGAUGGACGGCGUGGACAUGCGCGCCGAGGUGGGGCUCCUGAGCCGGAACAUUGUGGUGCAGGGGGAGAUGGAAGAAAAAUGCUACCCCUACAGCAAGCACCUCUGCCACUUCUUCAACUUCGACACCUUUGGGGGCCAUAUUAAGUUUGCCCUGGGUUUUAAGGCUGCACACCUGGAGGGCGUGGAGCUGAAGCACAUGGGACAGCAGCUGGUGGGUCAGUACCCAAUUCACUUCCACCUGGCUGGGGACGUGGACGAGAAAGGAGGCUAUGACCCGCCCACCUACAUCCGAGACCUCUCCAUCCACCACACCUUCUCUCGCUGUGUCACCGUCCACGGCUCCAAUGGCCUAUUGGUGAAGGACGUGGUGGGCUAUCACUCCUUGGGCCACUGCUUCUUCACAGAAGAUGGGCCUGAGGAACGUAACACCUUCGACCACUGCCUCGGCCUCCUGGUGAAGUCGGGCACCCUCCUCCCUUCAGACCGGGACAGCAAAAUGUGCAAGAUGAUCACAGAGGAUUCCUACCCAGGCUACAUCCCCAAGCCCCGGCAGGACUGCAAUGCGGUGUCCACCUUCUGGAUGGCCAAUCCCAACAACAACCUCAUAAACUGUGCUGCUGCAGGUUCAGAGGAGACAGGAUUCUGGUUUAUUUUUCACCACGUUCCGACAGGUCCCUCAGUGGGAAUGUACUCCCCGGGUUACUCCGAGCAUAUCCCGCUGGGAAAAUUCUACAACAACCGGGCACAUUCCAACUACCGGGCCGGCAUGAUCAUAGACAAUGGGGUUAAAACCACCGAGGCCUCCGCCAAGGACAAGAGGCCCUUCCUCUCCAUCAUCUCGGCCAGAUACAGCCCUCACCAGGACGCUGACCCGCUGAAGCCCCGGGAGCCGGCCAUCAUCAGGCACUUCACCGCCUACAAGAACCAGGACCACGGGGCCUGGCUGCGCGGCGGGGAUGUGUGGCUGGACAGCUGCCGGUUCGCUGACAAUGGCAUUGGCCUGACCUUGGCCAGUGGCGGGACCUUCCCUUAUGAUGACGGCUCCAAGCAGGAGAUAAAGAAUAGUCUGUUUGUUGGCGAGAGUGGCAACGUAGGCACAGAGAUGAUGGACAACCGGAUCUGGGGCCCAGGCGGCUUGGACCACAGCGGAAGGACUCUCCCCAUAGGCCAAAACUUCCCCAUCCGAGGGAUCCAGUUCUACGACGGCCCCAUCAACAUCCAGAACUGUACUUUCCGAAAGUUCGCGGCCCUAGAGGGCCGGCACACCAGUGCCCUGGCCUUCCGCCUCAACAAUGCCUGGCAGAGCUGUCCCCACAACAACGUGACCGGCAUCACCUUUGAGGAUGUCCCGAUUACUUCCAGAGUGUUCUUUGGAGAGCCAGGACCCUGGUUCAACCAGCUGAACAUGGAUGGGGAUAAGACAUCUGUGUUCCAUGAUGUAGACGGCUCGGUGUCCGAGUAUCCUGGCUCAUACCUCACCAAGGCCGACAACUGGCUGGUCCGGCACCCGGACUGCAUCGACGUCCCUGACUGGAGAGGAGCCAUCUGCAGUGGGCGCUACGCACAGAUGUACAUCCAGGCCUACAAGACCAGUAACCUGCGGAUGAAGAUCAUCAAGAACGACUUCCCAGGCCACCCUCUCUUCCUGGAGGGGGCCCUGACCCGGAGCACCCACUACCAGCAGUACCAGCCGGUCGUCACGCUGUAUAAAAGCUACACAAUCCACUGGAACCAGACAGCCCCUGCGGAGCUCACCAUCUGGCUCAUCAACUUCAACAAGGGCGACUGGAUUCGAGUGGGACUCUGCUACCCACGGGGCACUACCUUCUCCAUCCUCUCCGACGUGCACAAUCGCCUGCUGAAGCAGACCACCAAGACAGGCACCUUUGCCAGGACCUUGCAGAUGGAAAAAGUGGAGCGGAGCUAUCCCGGCCGGGGCCAUUACUUCUGGGACGAGAACUCAGGGCUGCUGUUCCUGAAGCUGAGAGCUCAGAACGAGAGGGAGAAGUUUGCCUUCUGCUCCGUGAAAGGCUGUGAGAGGAUCAGGAUCAAAGCUCUGAUACCCAGGAACGCAGGCGUCAGCGACUGCACGGCCGGUGCCUACCCCAGGUUCGCUGAGAGGGCCGUGGUGGACGUGCCCAUGCCCAGGAAACUCUUCAGUUCCCAGCUGAAAACCAAGGACCACUUUUUGGAGGUGAAGAUGGAAAGUUCCAGGCAGCACUUCUUCCACCUUCGCACCGACUUUGCGUACAUCGAGGUGGACGGCAGGAAGUUCCCCAGUGCUGAGGAUGGCCUCCAGGUGGUUGUGAUUGAUGGCAGCCGCGGGCACGUGGCGAGCCACGUGAAUUUCCGCAGCUCCGUGCUGCAGUUCAUCCCCUGGCAGCUCUUCACUUAUGUGGCGGCUAUUCCUGACAAUUCCAUAGUCCUCAUGACAUCAAAAGGAAGGCACGGCAGCAGGGCCCCGUGGACCAGAGUGUUGGAAAAGCUCGGGGCAGACAAGGGCCUCAAGUUGAAAGAGAAAAUGGUGUUUGUCGGCUUCAAAGGCGGCUUCCGGCCCGUGUGGGUGAGCCUGCACACCGAGGACCUCAGUGCCAAGAUCUUCCAGGUGGUGCCCAUCCCCGUUUUGAGAAAGAAGAAGCUGUGA
Molecule: messenger RNA, 4080 nt
Organism: Ochotona curzoniae (black-lipped pika)
Lineage: Eukaryota; Metazoa; Chordata; Mammalia; Lagomorpha; Ochotonidae
Gene: CEMIP
Product: cell migration inducing hyaluronidase 1
Exons: 28
Coding region: 1-4080 (1359 amino acids)
Source: RefSeq, a predicted model, not a curated record